Pterocles gutturalis (yellow-throated sandgrouse) is the source of this 1812-nucleotide messenger RNA. RefSeq names its product cadherin-20. Gene Ontology annotation, molecular function: calcium ion binding; cadherin binding. The record is from RefSeq and is a predicted model, not a curated record. The annotation marks the transcript as partial. Gene Ontology annotation, cellular component: catenin complex; adherens junction; membrane. The transcript is spliced from 2 exons. Gene Ontology annotation, biological process: homophilic cell-cell adhesion; cell-cell junction assembly; calcium-dependent cell-cell adhesion. NCBI's taxonomy places the organism in Eukaryota, Metazoa, Chordata, Aves, Pterocliformes, Pteroclidae.
ACAAUACAGCGUGGAUUUUGACAAGGCGCUCUGGCUUCAGACAACAUGAGCAGAACACCUUUUACCUCCCCGUCCUGAUCAGUGACAACGGCCGCCCUGUGCUGAGCAGCACGGGCACGCUCACGGUGCAUGUGUGCAGCUGCGAUGAUGAUGGCAUGGUGAUGUCUUGCAACGCAGAGGCCUAUGUCCUCCCCGCCAGCUUGAGCAGAGGGGCACUCAUUGCAAUCCUCGCCUGCAUCUUUGUCCUGCUAGUGCUGGUGCUCCUCAUCCUCUCCAUGCGGCGCCAGCGGAAGCAGCCGUACAUCAUCGACGAGGAGGAGAACAUCCACGAGAACAUCGUCAGGUACGAUGACGAGGGUGGUGGGGAGGAGGACACGGAGGCCUUCGAUAUCGCUGCCAUGUGGAACCCGCGGGAGGCCCAGCUGGUGGUGAAAAACCGGCAGGACAUGCUCCCUGAAAUAGAGAGCCUCUCCCGAUACGUGCCUCAGGCAUGCAUCAUGGACAACAACGUCCACAACUACGUACUCGCCAAGCUGUACGAAGCUGACAUGGACCUGUGGGCACCUCCCUUCGACUCCCUGCAGACGUACAUGUUUGAAGGGAACGGCUCGGUGGCGGAGUCGCUCAGCUCCCUACAGUCAGUGACAACAGACUCAGACCAGAGCUACGACUACCUGACGGACUGGGGGCCGCGCUUCAAAAAGCUGGCCGAGAUGUACGGAGCCACGGACAGCAGCGGGGCUCUGUGGUAACGCAUGAGGAACAGCAGAGGGGUUUCCAUGUGAAACAGUGCCCGGUUAGGUCCAUUCUCAUCAGAUGCUUCCAUGGAUAUGGGUGAGGCCUCCUAAAAAAUAGCAAUACGGUGCUUGAGUGAGAAUGGGAAGAAGGGUGCGAAUGAAGGUGUCUCUGGAUCAGCUUUACUCAGUUAAAUUAAGUCACGUUUUUGAAACAGUGAGAAGCAGAAGGAACAAAGGUUUUUCCUGGUUUUUACAGCAAAACUGGAAAGCUCCACACCUGGAAUAUAAAGACAUUUCUCUCUCUCUCUCUCCCCCUUUCUCUCUCGCUCGUACACGGCAGCUUACUGAGCUCUAUACGUCUGGGUUCAAAGAUCUGUAAACUCCAACUGUAAUCUCUGACUCACUGAGAAAUAGCCAGCACAGAAAGUUGUUCCCCACCAGUUAUUUCUCCCCCCAUUAAAAGGGGGGAAAAAAAUUGCUUGCUAACAAGAGGAAAAAAAAUGCCACAAAACAGAAAAUUGAAAUCUCAGAGGGCUCUUUGUAAACUAAACCUCCUCUCUCUGUUGCUAACAGAGUCCUUUUUUAAUCCUUUAGAAACAAAGCUGAGGUUUUUUUCCACCUGGCCAAGAGGGCUGGGGAAGAGGCUUUGAAUUUCUGCUCUAGUUUAAUGGCUGAUCUGUGAUUCAUUGGCGUUAACACUAAUCCAUCUUCUAUCAAGUUUGUGUAAAUUUAUUCUUGGCUCUUUAAAACCAUGACUCUGCUAAACUGCUCAGAACAAAACCAGAAAAUCUGCCUCUUUUGCACUGUAGAUGUCUCUUCCAUGUGCCAAAUGAGAAGAUUAGAUUCUACCAAUGAAAGCCAAAUAAAUUUUAAAAAAAGAAAAAGCUAUAUUUGGUAACUACAUGGGUUAGAUGGGCUUUCCUAAUCUGUGUGAGGUCAAUCCAAGGGGUGUUUACAUACUGUAGAUAACCUACUUGAACAAAUGCAGUAUUAUAGACCAAUAAAUGGAUGUAAGAAAAUUACAUGUAUAAGUUUUGUAUAUUUGUUAAUUUUGGUAAUAAAUAUGAUGUACUGC